UGAGACAAUUGAAAAGGCGAAGCACACAGAUGAAAAUAAAGGGGGAAAUGAUUGGCCAUCAGCAGGUGAAAACACCACAGUGUUGUUGCUGGGAAAGAACAACGAUGACAAAUGUCUGAUAGGAAACAUCAUCCUUGGAGAAAAACAAUUCAAGUCAAAAGACUGUGAGAGAAAUAAAGGAAAAGUAGCAGAUAAGAGUGUCGUUAUCAUCAAAACUCCAGACUGUCUCCACUCAGAUCCAGCUGCAGUACAUAGUAUGGAGGAGAUGAACCCAUCAUACACAGGUCCUCGUAUAUUCCUCUUGGUAGUGCAGGAAAAUGAAGCGUCUCAAGAAGAGACAACCCAGCUGAAGAAAAGAUUUGGAGAGAAAAUGGUAGAAAACACAAUCGUUGUGCUUAUUAGUGAUAGAGAGGAAAGUCUUCAAGAGCUAUAUAAACGAGCUGAUGAGAACCUCAAAAAACUUCUAAAUGAUUUUGAAAAGAGAGUUUGUGUUCACAAGAAGACUCAAGGGAUGAAGGAUCCUGAGCUGAUCAAACAGAUAAUAGAGAUAUGGGAUCAAAUGCAGAAACAGAAUCAGGAGUCAACCAACUCUGCAUCUGAUGAAGACAUCCUGUAUGAGAAUGUUGACCACAUUGAACCGAUGAAGCAAACAGAUGAAAACAAAGGGGAAAAUGCCCAGGCAUCUUCAGAUGGACACAUCACAGUGGUGUUGCUGGGAAAGAGCAACAAAUGCAAAUGUCUGAUAGGAAACCGCAUUCUUGGGAAAGAACAAUUUCAUCCAGAAGUUGUCACUUGUGAAACAAAUAAGGGAAAAGUAGCAGAAAAGAGUGUUGAUAUCAUCAAAACUCCAUACCCUUUCAAUUCAGAUCCAAUGACAGACAGCAUAGAGCUGUUGAAGCCAUCAUACGCAGGUCCUCGUGUAUUCCUCCUGGUACUGAAAGAAAAUACGGUGUCUUCAAAAGAGAUAGAGAUGUUUACCAAACUGAAGAAGAAGUUUGGAAAACAAAUAGUGGAAAACACAAUUGUGUUGUUUAACAAUGAAAAAUCCAUUGUCAAAAAUGACUUUUAUAAACAGCUUCUAAAAGAGUGUGGAAAUAGAUGUUGCCUUUACAACAGAUACAUAACAAAAGCUCAACUGGUCGAUCAACUGAUGAAAUACACAAAAGAAAUGAUGGAGAAGAAUCAAGCUUCUAAAUCUGCACAAGAAAGGACAUACAACAAGAUUACUCCUUUAAAUAUUCCUGAGGAGCCAAUGCUACCACCGACAUCAGUUUACCAGGAUUGUCAGCAGCCGGCAGCAAUGACUGUUAUAGACAGCAGCUUCAUGACCAUUGUGCUGUUGGGACAGACAGGAAGUGGAAAGAGCGCAACAGGAAACACCAUCCUGGGACAGCAACAGUUUGAGUCUCGUGCCAGUUCUGUGCCGAUUACAACGUCUUGCAAUAUAAAAGAAGAAACAGUCUGUCACAUGAAGAUCAGGCUCAUAGACACUCCAGAUUUCUUUAAUGAAGAUCUUAAGAAUCAAGACGAACAGUUACGCUAUUGCAAAGAGCUCAUUCAGCACAGGCCUGUUGUGUAUUUGUUGGUUAUGCAUCUCGGUCGUUUUACAGAUGGAGAGAGAGAGGUUCUGCCACGCUUGAAGAAAGAGUUUGGUGAGGACGUGACUUCAAAAACUGUGAUUCUUUUCACCGGUAAAGAGAAGUUGAAUGGUAAAACUUUGGAAGAUUAUAUCAAUGGAAGUGAUCAGGAACUUCAACAGCUGAUCAGAACCUGUGGCUCAAGAUGUGUUGCAUUUGAAAACAACAAGAAAAACCAUCAACAAGUAAAGGAACUUAUGGAGAUCAUUGUGAAAAUGCAGACAGAUGGAAACAUUCCUGGGAUGAUGCCACAACAUCCUAACAUUAAACAAAUCAACAUCCCACAAAAGAUAAAGGACGCAGAAUGCAGAAUCUUGUAAAGACAAAAUGUGUGUGGAUGUUAAAUUACUCAAUCCUUUCCCAUCUGUUACACACCUGCAUGCAUUAAAUGAAUAUAAUAUAAUGAUAAAUGUAUUCAUGUCAGUUUUAGGUCUGUUAAUAGUUGUGCUACAGAUAAACCAUACAUGUUACCCCUUAAUAUUUACUGUACAUUUCUCUGGGAAUAAAAGAUAAAGUGGUUAUUAAACUUUGAAUCUUCAAUUGCCCUUACAUUUAAAAGAUUCAAAUAAAAAUAAUUUGUAAACUUGCAUUACCUGAUCAAUUAAAGUCUGGGC
Molecule: messenger RNA, 2251 nt
Organism: Misgurnus anguillicaudatus (oriental weatherfish)
Lineage: Eukaryota; Metazoa; Chordata; Actinopteri; Cypriniformes; Cobitidae
Source: RefSeq, a predicted model, not a curated record